Messenger RNA from Helianthus annuus (common sunflower), 994 nucleotides. Its product is annotated as protein FAR1-RELATED SEQUENCE 5-like. Bases 269 to 994 code for a protein of 241 amino acids. Gene Ontology annotation, biological process: regulation of DNA-templated transcription. The record is from RefSeq and is a predicted model, not a curated record. The transcript has 3 exons. NCBI's taxonomy places the organism in Eukaryota, Viridiplantae, Streptophyta, Magnoliopsida, Asterales, Asteraceae.
AAUCAUUGGUAGAGAGACUUUAUAUUCAAAACAUGGAGCCUACGAACAUACAUUUAACCAUAAGAAAACAAAACCCACAGAGCGUGUGCAUUCUACGAGACAUACAAAACGUGAUAAAAAAGAUUAAAGUCAAAAUGUACGGUGAUCGGACUCCAAUGCAGAUAUUGGAGCAAAUGUUGCAUGAAGGAAGGUAUGUUUAUCACACCCAGGUGAAUCCCGAAACAAAUGCGGUCGAGGAGGUUUUUUUGUUCAUUGGUACUCGUACGAUAUGUGGCGUGCUUUCCCACAUGUGUUGAUGAUUGAUACCACUUACAAAACGAAUGAGUAUAGACUUCCGUUUGUUCAAAUUGUGGGUGUAACAUCGACACACAAGUCGUUUUGUGUCGCUCAUGCUUUUAUCUCUAAAGAAAAACAGGAUAACUUCUUGUGGGUCCUACAGAACCUCAAAGGAUUGUUGGAAGAGGGUAUGGAACCGCGCGUGAUAGUAACAGACUGCGAUAAAGCUUUGAUGAAUGCUUGCGAUAAAGUAUUCCCAAAAGCAUCCAAAUUGCUAUGUCGGUGGCACAUCUCACAAAAUAUUCUAAAACACACCAAGGCAAAAUUUGCAACGGCUGAAGAAUGGAAAAUAUUCAAGGUUUCUUGGUCUCGAUUGUGUAAUUCUCCCACUGAGACGCUAUACAAUUAUAACUUUGAGCGGCUAUUUACGCGACUGACUGACGACCAUAGAUCAGGAGUUUUGGACUAUUUGUAUACUGUCUGGCUACUACCCUAUAAAGAAAAGUUUGUUUCAGCCUGGAAUUGCAAAAUUCCUCUUGCCGUGGUAGACAAAUUCUGGACAAAACUAGAUUUCAAUGCUGAAGAACUUAAGGAAGACGAUAAUAAUCUUCGGGGAGGAAAUGGACAAAGUCAUGCAACAACUGAAGGCGCAACAACCGAUAGUGUUAAAAAGUAUGUUGUCGAAGAUAAAGGAGGUAGUGAAUCCGAGUAUGACUGA